AUGUACCAAUAUAACUUAUACCCUGAUGUGGCAGGAGGGAGGAGAGAGAAUUCUGUGAAGAAAAGAGCCGGAAGCAGAUUGACUGAUGAAUCAUCAUUUGUAACCAGAAAGAAACAUGGUUCAGAUUCCCCAAGCAAAGAAAUAAUCUUAAGACUUCCGAGCACUAAUGAUUUGUUAAAGAAAAAUAGGGAGGCAGUCCUGAAAGAUAUGAACAGAAGUUUUUCCUUUGAGAGACAGCAGGAUUUCCCUAUUCGAAUUGGGACCAAGAUCAUCAGGAAGAAGAAGAAUCUUAUACCAUUAGUCAGAAUGAAAAGUAAAGGUGAUACUUUGAAGAAGGUUAAUAUUGAUUCACCACAAGUGAAGCCUUUCAAAAAUCUUAAAUACAUCAGUGAGCAGAUUCUUUCAAAAUUGUUAAGGUCUAACUCAACCAGGAAUCAAAAUAGAACAAGGGCUAAGAUUCAUGACCUGAAGAUUAGCACAAAUACUAAGAGCUUCGUAAAGAUACAGAAGAAGGAAUCUCAUCCUAUGCUUAUCAAAGCAAUUGACACUCAAAGUGUAUCGAAGGGUUACUCGAAGCAAGACCCAUUCCAAGUUAGCCUUAAAUUUCGGGAAAAAGUAGAAUCAUUGCUUCAAAAGAAUGCUGGGACAAGGACCAGCCAGAAUAUAUUUAGAUCUGGUUUUAAAAUACCUCACAAAAAGUCUUUAAUGAAACCAAAGCCGGCUAGCCGGAACCAUAGCGGUCUACAAAAACAGGGGGACACCUCCAAUCAACAACUAAUCAAUGCCUUUCGUCACACAUCAUCCAAGAAGUUACAGAUCCAGCCUUCGAAGGGAGACUUUAAGAAGAGAAUUCUUGAUUUCUCUCCGAACAAAUUUGUUCGCAGGAAGAUCAAUAUUGGGAAGAAUUUAGGUGGGAGAUCAGGCAAAGAGUAAGACUAAGUGGAGUGUUUA
This is a messenger RNA of Moneuplotes crassus, 951 nucleotides long. The record is from the annotation of a GenBank genome assembly. NCBI's taxonomy places the organism in Eukaryota, Ciliophora, Spirotrichea, Euplotida, Euplotidae.